Molecule: messenger RNA, 936 nt
Organism: Rotaria sp. Silwood2
Lineage: Eukaryota; Metazoa; Rotifera; Eurotatoria; Philodinida; Philodinidae
Source: the annotation of a GenBank genome assembly
AUGUCAAUAGGUAUUGGUUUUGGUUUAAUCUAUUUACCAGCUAUUGUUUCUGUCGGUUUCUAUUUUGAAAGUAAACGUUCUUUUGCUAUGGGUAUUGCGGUUUGUGGUUCAGGUUUGGGUACAUUGGUAUUUCCAGCUGUGAUGCCAUAUGUUAUCAAUGCACCAUUGUGGUUUGAUUAUGAAGGUGCUCUUCUACUUGAGGCAACCAUUAUCUUUAUUUGUGUUAUAUUUGGUGCUUUAAUGAUUCCCUUGCCACAAGAAUUAAGUGAAAUAAGACGUGUAGAACGAAAAGCACGAGAAGCAGCUAAACUACAAGUACUCAAAUCAGGAACUGCAACUAGUCAAAAUGAUGAUCAACAAAAUCUAUUACUUUCAACGAAUCGAGAAAGAUCUCAUGAAAAUGUAUCCGAAACAGUGACAACGAAUCUACCAGUAGUAGUUGCGCGUAAAGAUGCGAUUUAUCAAGGUAAUUUACAUAAUAUUCCAUUAUAUAACAAGAAUACUGAUGAAUAUCAUUGUCAAAUGAUAAAAACAAGUGAUAUGACAAAUGAAACAAAUAAGAAAGCUGCAAAAAAAUUAUUUCUGACAAAAAUUGCUGAACAAAUUGAUCUUAAUUUAUUAAAAGAUGCUGCAUUUGCUUUAUUUGUUAUAUCGGAUGUUUUAACAAAUCUUGGUUUUUAUGUGAAUCGUUUAAUAUUAUACAACAUAACAUUAAUAAUUUCUGGUAUAGCAACAAUGUUUGCACCAUUUUGUAAUUCUUUUGUUCAAACACAUAUGACUUAUGCUGGAUUAUUUGGAUUUUUUUCUGGUGGUUAUGUCGGUUUAAUAUCAAUUAUUAUUGUAGAUUUAGUUGGUGUUGAUAAAUUAUCUGAUGCUUUUGGUGUUCUUUUAUUAUUUCAGGGUGUUGCUGUUGCUAUANAUGAAGAAUGUGUAUGA